Candida albicans SC5314 is the source of this 4938-nucleotide messenger RNA. It is a transcript of the gene ZDS1, whose product is annotated as Zds1p. The coding region runs from base 1 to 4938 and encodes 1645 amino acids. Lineage: Eukaryota; Fungi; Ascomycota; Pichiomycetes; Serinales; Debaryomycetaceae. Gene Ontology annotation, biological process: establishment of cell polarity; positive regulation of G2/M transition of mitotic cell cycle. The transcript has a single exon. The record is from RefSeq and is a predicted model, not a curated record. Gene Ontology annotation, cellular component: cell septum; cytoplasm.
AUGUCACUGCCUAACACGUCAUUCCAUAGCGAUUCAAAUUUUGAAUCAGCUGUACAAGAUCUUGAACAAGAGAAGAAAAUGGUGGCAGCCUUAAAGAGACUAUCUAUAGGUCAUAUGAUGCAAUAUGAUCCCGACUUGCCACCAGGCAGUAUGGAUGAUAUUGAUCCCUUUGCAAACAAUAACAACAACAGCAAUACCGCUAGUAACAAUAACCACUAUAAUGGUCAUACCAGAGAUCACACCAGCAACAACAACAAUACACACAAUCAUUCUCCCAACUCAAAAUUGAACCACCAUCGUGGUCAAAGUCCUUAUGAUGAAGAUUUAAUUCCACAGAAUAUCCACAGAUCACACUCAACUCGAUCACGAUCAAAAUCACAUUCAACUUCUCCUUCUACUUCGCCUCAACACAAGCAACAACAACAACAACAACCGCAACCUUUUCCACAUGAACCACAGACUCCUCCAUAUAACAAAUCACCAAGCCCAGUCAAGAGACGUAGUUUUUACGACAAUUCCAGCGUGUUGACGUCAGAAAGUCACGAUAUUUUUUUCGAUGCCGAGGAUGAAGUUUAUGAUAGUUCAUCCCCUUUGUUGUGGGUACCAGCUAACUCUCAUCCUCAAGUGAAUCCUGAAUCGUUCAAGAGUUUAAUCAAAACUCAAGUGGAAGAGAUAUUGGAAAGAAAGCUAUCUCGAAAGUCAACUAUUUCAAGAAAGUCAACUUUAUCACGCAGCUCCUCAACCAGUACCAAAGAGACAUUAGCCCCAGAACCAGAAAUAAGUCCAGAACUGGAAUGUGAUGUGUCACCUCCUUCUCCAGUAAGAAAAUCUUCCUUGUCUUCGUCGUCACAACAAAAUCAAAAUGAAGACGUUUCUCGAAAAUCGUCGUCCUCGGUUUCUUCAACUUCUCCACAAAAAGAUCCAGCUAAGAGAGAAUCUUGGUACUUCAACAACUCAAAAAGAUACCUGAAUCCAUCAUUGCGAGAGCUAACUUCAGAAUUGGAGCAGUUGUCAAAAAUGGCGGGGAUGGACAAGAAUGACGCAGUAACUUUGGCAAGAACUUUGUCGGCACAAUCAUUGGGGUAUACAGAUGUGGAAAAAUUAGCAUUUGACGAAUUAGAUAGUUCACAAACAACCGCUACUGCAACAACACCCAAUUCACUGGGUUCUCCAGGAAGUUAUGACUCUGCAAACCCACCUCGCACCACGACCUUGCAUUUACAACAACGAUUACAACAUCAAUUUCAACAAGCUCAAAUCAAGGCAGAAAGGGAGGCAGAAAGAUCGACAAGACAUCAACAAAGCGAACAACAGUGGCCAGUAUCGAAUGACGAUAGUCACAAAUCUCUGUCACAGUUGACAGCAAGUGAGGGAGGUUCUACUGCUAAUGCUUUUACCAGUGCUGGGAGUGGUGCUGACUUUGCCUUGAAACGAAGUAGAAGAACUGAUUACCGGAAAAAGGAAACAGAUUCGAAACAAAAGACUUCGAAUAAUUCGCCUCCUACAAGAAAGUACAAUGUCCGGAAUUCCCAGUUGUUAUUUAACUACAAGAAACCAGUAGAUUCUCCUUCGCUGUCACCUUCACCUUCACCAUCUACAUCUCAAAGCAUGAUGGGUCACAGGGUGAAACACAAGAAAUCUCAAAAGCCAUUGGAAGCAGCAUUGGCUAACCCAAUGAUGGAUGGUUCAGAUAUGUCACAUAACCCGUAUCCCACUGCUUCAACCACUAUUGAUUUCAGUCGUAUGGGUGCUAAGAAAUCAGCCAGACAAUCACUUAGUCCAGAGAAUGCAAUGGAUGGCAGAUCUCGAACAAAGCCCGAAAACAAGACUCAUCGUGGCUAUCUGCAUCAAGAAAGGUCUCAUCCUUAUCAUCAACAACCACAGCCUCAAGUGCAACCUCAAACCCGCCAACAACUUCCACCAGCACAACAAGCUCAUAGACAAUCGACGAGACAAACCCACAAUCAUCCGAGCACAGGAGUUGAAAAGCAUCACCGACAGGAUAACAAGCGUGUAAUGCUGUCAGCUUCUAAUACAGACAUAAAUGAUUUUAUGGCUCAACUGAAUCAAUUUCAGACUAAUGGAACAAGAAACCAUCGAUAUGACAACCUCCAUAAAAAGGAUAAGACUGCAUUUUUGCCAAAUGAAGACCACCAACGUAAGUCCCAUUCGACAAGAAAUUCAAAUGUAAGAAAUUUGUCUUCCUCGUCUCAACAGCAUUUACAUCAACCGUAUCUGACAACUUCUGUUGCGCCCAAGUCACGUCAACUACAUCAAAAUUUAGACAAGUUGAGAUCCGAGAUCAAUGAAUUUAAGGAAAGCUUGAAUAAAUCGGAAUUACCUGGUGAGGAAUCAAAAAGAGAACACAGACUGCGUCACGACCAGCACCACCAACAACGACAACGACCAGCACCAUCACAGCACCAACUUGAGCCUCGCAAUUACACCCACAACGACCGUCACCAAAGACAACAGCAUGAACAUGUACAACCCCAACAAGUCCAGCCCUUACAGUCAGAUACUAGUUUUGAUAUCAGUUAUCAAGAUUUAAGCGUUGAAGAUCAAUUGGGUAUUGAACAGGAAGCAUUGAGAGAAUUAGGCAAGGAAAAGGGGCAUUCUCAUGAGAUUGAUAUAGAUGAUGCAUUUGAUGAAGAUUUAGAAGUUCUGCCUAUCAAUGACGGACAUGGCUCUCAAUUCACACUUGAUCAUGACAUUUUGGACAGCUUUAAUUUGGUAGAUAAUCAGUUGGUUGGAUCUGCAGAUGAAGGAAUUGAUAAUUUGAAGGGUAAGAAUGAAAUACCCGUUGGGCGACAACAACCACAACAACAACGUCAACAACCAAGAGCUGCUUCGCCACCAUCCUCACAGCAGUACUUGGGGCAUGAUGAAUUGCACUUGCAACAAGGUAAAGAUACAAAUAAAAAAGUUGGUCCUCGUUUAAGUAUUGAUAUAUUGCAAAACAAGCCUAUUCACCCUGAGGAAACUGCAACUGGAUUUGGAAUGAAUGCGUUACCUUCCCCUACGUUGCAUUUAGAUGAAUCUCAAAAUAGCACUCCUGGACAUCUGAGAAAGGCAAGCAAUUCUGCAAGCUACGACGAUUACUAUAAUAUAGCCGACAAAUCAUCUACUGCGGGUACCCCCAAAACAAAGAAGGAGACCAAAGUUAAAACGAAAUUAUUCAAUAAAGACCCUAAUUUGGAGAUUAUAGACUCUGAUAACUAUAAGGAAAAAAUGGGCAUUGAGACAUCUAACAAUAAAAAAUUGAAAAAGAAGAAAUCUUUUGGUUUGCUUAGUACAACAUCAUCUGUGGGAGCAAAUGAUACAUCUGAAAAUGAAGGGCCCAAGAAAUUGAAAAAGAAAAAGUCGUGGGGCUGGUUGCGGGAGCGUUCUGCCAGUGCCUCGUCUGCAGAUAUCAACAAUUUGCCGCCUUUGCCUCUUGAUAAACUACCUACAAGAUCAUUCUCAAAUCCCGAAACGUCAACUGACCAACACCAGAAACAUGAUCUUGAGAACGGUUCAGAUCUUGAACGUGAAUUGGAACACGAACCUGAACUUGAACUUGAGUUGGAGCUGGAUCUUGAGUUUGAUUACGAGCAACAAAGAAAGCACCAAGAUGCUUCAAUGGUAAAUGAUUCAAGCUUUGCAGUUGAUUCUAUCUCUAUGAAGUCGACAGACAAGGAAAACGUGCUUUCCAAAUUUUUCAAGAAAAAGGCAAAGGUACCAGGUUCAAGCUCACAGUCAGUAUUUUCAUUUGAAUCAAAAGGUUCAGGGGCCAGCGUCGACUAUGAAUCGGACAACGACGCGAAACUGAUCAAAAAGAAGGGCAACAAUAGCAGCAGGUUAUUCAAGAAGAAAUCAAGGGCCAAAUUGUCAGAACAAGAGAAUUCAGUGAAUAAGGAAAAGCUUCGACCUUUGAAUUUAGUGUCAAACGAAUCGCAGACGAUCGAGGAGAAAGAGAAUUUGCGACAAAGUAAUGGCACUCGUAAGGCAGAAAGAGUUGAGAGUCAAGAGCAACAGGAGGAACAGUUCCCUGUAACCUCGUCGCCGAUACAUCAAUUCAACAUUGAACAUCUCAAAGACGACUUUGUCACUCUUGGGGAGAAGGACGAUGUUUUAGAUUCUGGUACUGAUGACUUGGUUGAAGAUGUAAGAUCUCGUAACAUUCAGAGCACAAUAGUUAUUGUUGAUGAGGAUGAAACUCCUAUUCAAAAUAACAAUGAUAACAAAGAUUUGGGGAUGCUAAAAGUUGACGAAUUGUCCAAAAAGAAAUCAAUUAGCAGGAAAAAACGGAACAAUAUGCAAAAGAAGAACCUUUCUACUGAACUUACUGAUACAAACAAAGAGGUAGUAGAGGAGGUUCUUGCAACUGAGCAAAGUGUCAAACCAAGCCAAGGGGAAGAUCUUUUGUCUAAGAAUGAAGAUAAAGAGAAAUUAGAUAUCCAAGAAAAGUUGAAGAAAUCAAUAAAACGUACAUCAAGGGCCAACCAGCCUAUUGAGUUUACUGAUUCAGCCUUUGGGUUCCCCUUGCCACCACCAUCUCAAUCAACUUUAGUGAUGCUUGACUACAGAUUUCCAGUUCAUGUUGAGCGUGCCAUUUAUAGAUUGUCACACUUGAAACUUGCUAACCCUAAGCGUUCACUAAGAGAGCAAGUUUUGUUGUCGAAUUUUAUGUAUGCCUACCUCAACUUAGUUGAUCAUACAUUACAUUUAGAGCAACAAAAUAUGAGCAGUGAGGAUGGCGAUCAGAUGGAACGUGACGACGACGAAGAAGAAGAAAUGACUGACACUGAUGAGAAAGACAUGAUUUUUGGAGAGAGUAAUAUUGCCGAUGACGAUGAUCUUAUUCCUGAAGAAGCAAAUGGUGAUUCGAUUGGGAUUAACUUAGAUAUGGAUGGUUUACAUAGGAAACAGCAUCAUCAAUCUGGAAUCGAAGUAUAG